AUGAACUCAGUUCUUGAUAUACCACCAUCUGUCUACUCUUCCUUUUUUCGACAUUCGGGGAGGCAUCAUAACCCGAGGGAACAAAGUGAAGUUGGACUGAAAUUGAUUGAUGAAGGGCUCCCAAUACAGGCAUUUGCAAUAACAUAUUAUCUUGAGCUUUAUUGUACUGCUGCUUCUCCUACUCCCAGAAAUUUGAGAUAUCUGUCUACAGAUCCAAACAAGUCAAUAGAUGUAUUUCACAACAUCCUGCAACAUUUAUCUGGAACCACCACUUCUUUUCGCAAGUAUACAUUCAUUUUUUUUGUGGUGUUUCUGUAUCAGUUACUUGUAUUGGGUGGAAAUGGAUUCGUAGGAUCACAUGUUUGUAAGCAGGCUUUAGAUCAAGGUUUGACUGUUGCAAGCCUGAGCAGAUCUGGUAAGCCAUCCAUAAAUGAACAAUGGGUACACAAUGUAACUUGGCGUCGAGGAGAUUUGUUGUCACCAGAUUCAUUGAAGGAAGCUUUUAGCGACGCAACUGCUGUUAUUUCCUGUGUUGGAGGUUUUGGUUCUAAUUCAUUUAUGUACAAGCUUAAUGGGACUGCAAACAUAAAUGCUAUUAGAACUGCUGCAGAUCAAGGUGUGAAGAGAUUUGUUUAUAUCUCUGCCGCUGACUUUGGCAUAGUAAACUACUUGCUACAAGGAUAUUAUGAGGGAAAGAGGGCUGCUGAGACUGAGCUACUAAACAAAUAUCUAUACGGAGGUGUAAUUCUAAGGCCCGGGUUUAUUCAUGGAACUCGACGUGUUGGCAGCUUGAAGGUACCUCUUGCCGUAAUUGGUUCUCCAUUGGAAAUGGUUUUCCAAAGGGUCAAACCACUUAGCCAGAUCCCUCUUGUAGGCCCUCUUUUCACUCCACCUGUUAGCGUCAAUUCGGUGGCGAAAGUUGCAGUAAGAGCCGCUACUGAUCCUGUCUUCCCUCCUGGAAUUGUGGACGUCCAUGGAAUUCUCCGAUACAAAUAAUGUUGUCGUGUUUAUAAUAAACUUCUUACAUUAAAGAGUAUUUUUAGUGGUUCACCGCUAUGAAUGCAAUAAGAGAACUAUAAGCUAUUCGGUUUGAUCCAAUUAUAGCAUGGUGUUUAAAUGUUUAA
Molecule: messenger RNA, 1124 nt
Organism: Impatiens glandulifera
Lineage: Eukaryota; Viridiplantae; Streptophyta; Magnoliopsida; Ericales; Balsaminaceae
Exons: 11
Coding region: 1-996 (331 amino acids)
Cellular component (GO): mitochondrion
Molecular function (GO): protein-containing complex binding
Source: RefSeq, a predicted model, not a curated record